AUGGCUGCCUAUAUCUCGCCGUCUCCAGCGUUACUGGCAUCCUCUUCCAGCAAUUCUCGUCGAUCGCAACGACCUGCAACGCGACCCUUAACAACCAGUGCUCAUCAAGGUCCAACUGUAGCACCCUAUGCUAAGCAACAAUUCGACCAAAGUAUUACGGGAGACAGCUCGGACGAUGAAGAUCUUGCGCCCAUUAAACUAAGCGCCGAGGCGCAAGCUAUAUUAGGUGAAGACAAUGAGCAAUUGGGAGCCGAGAAGGAGAACGUACAACCAGACCGACACAAUGCGAAGCCGUCUGGCACAGGUUACUCUAGGAGAAGAAGCAGAGGGACGCCACUGCAAAUGUUGAGAUCCUCAAGCCCACCUCAUCAAAGAGACGGUAGUCCUGCCCCUCGAAACAUUCCUGUUAGCUCCGCGUCUCGCCCUGUGCAGCCCGGAGUCUUGGGAAGAGAUGGAUCGUUCAUGUACAAAAUCCAUGACAAGUCGUCAGCAGGUGAUCAUGCUGUACGCCACAUUUCAGAAACGCCGGCACCUAGAGUCCGGCGCAUCCGUAUCAGUGAUGCCAGGCGGCUAUCGAGAUCUCCUCCAUCAGGCGAGGCGGACAAGGGCGAACAAGUCGAGCAGGCUCCCGAAACUUCAAAAAGGUCAAUCAGCCCAAGAUCUAGCGUCAUUCGCGGACACCUCGAUGAGCAGAAUGCUGCCGUCCCGUCGACAAUCAGCCGAUCUCGAAAACCCGACGAAAAUGGUGCUCAAAGUACCAUGCGAGUUCGACGAAUCGGAGGCGCGUUACUGAACAGACCUGUAAGAAGAGGUAUGGUGCGUCGUCCCAGCGAAGACGAAGAUGUUCAAAUGGCAGGCCAAGAUCAACCACGCCCUGAUACUCCUGAGAUGGAAAUGGGUCGACGAGCCAAUGAGCCUGAGUUACAAGAUUUGCCCGACGAUUUGCUUGCGCUGAGGGCAAGUCCCGAAGGGCCAGCUGAACAUUCCCUACGAAGCACUUCUCCCAAAAAGAUAGCACCGGUUUUAUCACGAGUUCCUUCGCCGUCCCAACCAGGAUCGACUCACCAAGCCAACCCUACACCUGCUGUGCGUCAUUCUCAGUCCUUGUCCAGAUCAUCGAGCUCCCAGAAAAGACCUGUUUUCAAAAUCCCACCUUUGCCAGCCCUCCCGUUGACGGAAGACCAGGAGAAUGAGCCUCCUCCAACCUUUCGAAGGAGCAAACCAUCGGCGGCAAUCUUGGAUUUUCAAGAAGACGGUGCUCCACUGGAGAACAAACAGGUUGCUCCUGGGCCAGGGCACGCUUCUCCAUCUCGUCAGCCUCUCGCUCCACGGUCUAAUAACACACCUCACAGACCUGCACCAGCCCCACCGCCAAAGAUGUCGAUUCUUGAUGCAGCGACGUCGAAUGCGGGCUCUCGCAACAAGAAAUCCGUCCACUACGUUCUGAACGGAAAGACCUAUCGGCGGCUCGAUUGCAUAGGCAGGGGUGGUUCGUCAAGAGUUUUCCGCAUCAUGGCAGAGAAUUACAAGAUUUUCGCCCUCAAACGAGUGAAUCUCGAGGAAGCCGACAUGGCUGCAAUCGUAGGCUACAAGGGCGAGAUUGACCUCUUGAAAAAGCUCGAAAACGUGGAUCGUGUUAUCAGACUUUACGACUACGAGAUCAACGAGGAAAAAGGGGUGCUCAGUGUCAUGAUGGAGCUGGGCGAGACCGACUUUAACAAAAUGCUGAACGAGCAACUGAAGACCGAGAAUGCCAAACUGGAUACUACUUUCACCAGACACUAUUGGAAAGAAAUGCUGGAAUGCGUCCAGGCGGUGCACGAUUACGACAUUGUUCAUUCGGACCUUAAGCCCGCCAACUUCCUUCUCGUCAAGGGUCAACUCAAAUUGAUUGAUUUUGGCAUUGCUAAUGCUAUCCAAGAAAACACAGUCAACGUGCAUCGAGAAAAUCAAAUCGGCACGCCUAAUUAUAUGUCCCCAGAAUCCCUGGUUUGUCAUACGCCCGCUGCAGGAUCACAGCAACCCCCGGGCACGAAACUACUCAAACUCGGCAAGCCCAGUGAUGUUUGGAGUCUGGGUUGUAUCCUUUAUCAAAUGACCUACGGCCAACCCCCGUUCGCCCAUAUCCAGAAGCAGUUCGAGCGCAUCAUGUCCAUCCCCAACCCGAAGGUCGAGAUUUCAUUCCCGUCCACAGGGAUUGGUGGGUCUGUGGUUCCCUUUGGGCUCAUCAAGACCCUGAAACGGUGCCUCACACGCGAACAAUCUCUGAGGCCCACGAUCAAGGAGCUCUUAUCUGAAACGGACCCAUUCUUGAACCCUGUCGCCAUUUCCCCGGAGAUGUUGGGCAGGGUGAUCGGGAAUGUCGUGGGCUAUUGUCGACGAAGAGAGGAGGCGUUGAAAGCCAAGGGCGAGAUUGUGUGUAAAGAAGGAGAGGAAGUCAGCUGUCUGCCGAGUGACCAGGAGAUGGUUGGCUGGCCUGGAGCGUUUUAUGAGAAGUUGCGGCAAGCGAAUUUGGAGGGAACAGCAUGGUAG
Messenger RNA from Fonsecaea nubica, 2532 nucleotides. RefSeq lists its product as hypothetical. Gene Ontology annotation, biological process: peptidyl-serine phosphorylation; meiotic spindle assembly checkpoint signaling; protein localization to kinetochore. The transcript has a single exon. Gene Ontology annotation, molecular function: protein serine/threonine/tyrosine kinase activity; ATP binding; protein serine/threonine kinase activity. The coding region runs from base 1 to 2532 and encodes 843 amino acids. Lineage: Eukaryota; Fungi; Ascomycota; Eurotiomycetes; Chaetothyriales; Herpotrichiellaceae. Gene Ontology annotation, cellular component: nucleus; kinetochore; spindle. The record is from RefSeq and is a predicted model, not a curated record.